Molecule: messenger RNA, 1808 nt
Organism: Cuscuta campestris
Lineage: Eukaryota; Viridiplantae; Streptophyta; Magnoliopsida; Solanales; Convolvulaceae
Source: the annotation of a GenBank genome assembly
GUGAAUUCAUAAAAUCAUCAUGGUAUCAGAGCACGGAGAUCCGUGUCUCCUGGCCCCUCUCAUUCGCUGCGUUAACCACGAAAGAAAAAAAAAUUCGGCUCAGCCGAUCUUCCUCUCGAUCGCGACAGCCCUUGCCGUGAUCGGCCAUGGCCCCUUUAUCUCCUGAUCCUAUGGAUCGUCUUCCUACGGGUCUUAUGUUGUUUGUCCGGAAUCUUCAAUCCCUAACUCCAAUCAAGCUUGAUGAUACCAAUUAUCCCUCUUGGUCUGCUACCGUUCGUGCAAAUCUCCUUGCUCAUCGUCUCCUCAGUUAUGUUGAUGGAUCUGAAACUCCUCCACCGGCUCUUAUUCUCGAUGAGAAGGCUGCGGCGCCGGGCAAAGAUGAACCCCCGAUCAUGAAGCCAAAUCCGGCCUAUGAAUCAUGGCUUAUUGUUGACGCUCAGAUUCGGGCCUGUCUCCUUGCGAUUGUUUCACCCCCUGUUCCCACUUCUGCUGCAAUCUGGAAUCAUCUCGAACAACGGUACAAUUCUCUUUCACGCACCCAUAUUUUUCAACUGAAGGAGCGCUUACAUGGUGUUACUAAGGGUACUGAUUCGAUGCAAACCUAUUUGGACACUGUUCUCACCAUUGUGUCGUCUCUCAAAUUGAAUCAUGAAAAUAUCUCUGAACAAGAUAUUAUCUUGUGUGUUCUUCGUAGUCUACCGGCCGACUACGCCUCCCUGAAGCAAAAUAUUCGCACCAAUAUUGCCACAGUCACUUUUAAUCAGGUCUCUUCCUGGCUUCUCUCUGAAGAAUUGAACUUAUCUUUUGAGAAGAAAUUAUCUCUGGGUGACUCUGGCUCUACCUCGUGUGUCAACAUCCAUAAUGCUCUUUUCACUAAUUCCGGACGAGGCACUCGACGAGGACGUGGUCGUGGGCUGCCACGAGGCCGAGGAGGGCCGUACCGCGGCGGUAACCUAGGCGGCAGGGGAGGCCGGCAGCCGCUGUACCGCGAUGGUGUGCGCGGCAGAGGUGGCGAACAAGGGGUGUCCGUCACAUGUCUAUUUUGUGGGAAGCUCGGUCAUGCGGUCUGGAAUUGUUGGCACCGCUACGACGAAUCCUAUACUGGUCCUCCGCAGGCGUUUUAUGCAAACCAAUCUACUCAAUCUAGUUCGAACUGGCAUUUGGACACUGGAGCAAACACCCAUGUCACGCCUGAUUUGUCUCGGCUACAUACUAUGACGUCGUAUCAUGACACCAAUUCCAUCACAACUGCAGGAGGUAACACCUACCCUAUUGACCAUACAGGUUCAGACGGAGGGCGGCAGCACCUCCACGCGGCGGCGGCUCCUUCUGCCGCUGCUCCUGUGUGCGGCGGUCUGUACGCAAACGGCGGCGGCGAUCCUCGCGGCGACGGUGGAAAGACCCAGCGGCGACGAUCUGAUCUGACAGCGGCGGCGCGAUCUGAAACGGCGUGGCUUCGCGGCGGCUCCUCAACCUGGCGGCGGCUCUGCGGCUGGACUGCCUUCUGCACGGCCUCGCGAUCUAAGAGGUCAACGGCGGCGCUAGAAGGGAUGCAGCGGCGGCUCGCAAACGGUGGCGAACACCUGCGCAGAUCUCCCCUUCUCGAACAGGCGGCAAACCCUAGGUGACAGCUCCUCGCUAUUCGUGUUCUCGUGUUGAACAACAAGGCUCUGAUACCACUUGUUGGAAAUUAAACACACAACACACACAAAUAUCUGCGAGAAACGAGAGAAAACGGAACACAAACGACACACAAGAAUUUAACGUGGUUCGGUUUCCCUAAUCCACGGCUGCAACAGGAGGAAUUU